UUCAGCACCUCGCUCCGGGAAACCAGGGAGCCGCUGGUCGGCCGUGUAGUCUUCGCGUAGCAGUACAGACAACGCUCACAGCAUGGAGAGUGACAUGGAGAAUGACAUCCUGGAGGCCCUGGAAGACCUAGGGUACAAAGGAUCGCUGAUGGAUGAUGGUGCCUUGAUCCAAGCUGCUGCUCAGGGAGCCCUAUCUCCCGAAUAUACCAAGCUCUGUGCAUGGCUGGUUGCUGAGCUGAAAUUGUUCUGCAAACUAGAAGAAAGUGUAGAAGCCACUAAUAGCCCCGCAGAGGCAGAAGGGUUCCAACUAGAAAUGAGUGGUCUUUUGACCGAGAUUAACUGCCCAUAUUCAUCUUUGACAUCUGGAGAUGUUACUAAACGGCUUCUUGACAAGAGGAACUGCCUGCUUUUGCUAACAUAUUUGAUAUCAGAACUUGAAGCUGCACGAAUGCUCAGUGUUAAUUUGCCUAUAAAGAAGGAACAAGAUGGAGGAGGCAGCGAGGUGUUUAAGGAACUGAAGACUAUAUGCAUGACUUUGGGAAUGUCAAAACCCCCAGCCAAUAUAACAAUGUUCCAGUUUUUUAGUGGAAUAGAAAAAAAAUUAAAAGAAACCCUAGCAAAAGUGCCACCCAAUCACCUAGGAAAGCCUCUUCUGAGCAAGACAUUGGGGCCAUCUCAUUGGGAGAAAAUUGAAGCAAUUAAUCAAGCCAUAACCAAUGAAUAUGAUGUCCGGAGGAAAAUGUUGAUUAAACGUUUGGAUGUGACUGUACAGUCAUUUGGUUGGUCAGACCGAGCAAAGACUCAUUCUGACAAACUGGCCAAGGUUUACCAGCCAAAGCGAGCAGGCUUAUUAGGUAAAAGCGUAAUUUCUGUCGCUAAUCUAUUGGCAGCGCGACAUGAUCUCUCAAAAAUCCUGAGGACUAGCAGUGGAUCCAUCCGGGAGAAGACUGCUUGUGCUAUAAAUAAGGUGUUGAUGGGAAGAGUUCCUGACAGAGGUGGCAGACCCAAUGAAAUAGAACCUCCUCCACCAGAAAUGCCACCUUGGCAAAAGAGACAAGAUGGCCCACAGCAAGGUGGUGGUAGAGGUGGAGGGAGAGGUGGCUAUGAACAGUCUCAUGGUGGCCGAGGAGGCUAUGAACAGUCUUAUGGUGGCCGAGGAGGCUAUGAACAGGGAAGUAGCCGGGGAGGCUAUGAACAGGGAGGUGGCCGUGGUGGUUAUGAACAAGGUGGUGGACGAGGACGUGGUAACUAUGAUCAAGGAAACAGAGGCGGUAGAGGAAGUAAAGUACAAGGAGGCUGGACAGAUGGUGGUGGCAGUGGUUCUGGUGGACAUUACCAAGACGGAGGCUUUAGAGAUUCUGGCUAUCAAACUGGAGGCUACCAGAGUGGAGGAGGGUACCAAGGUGGUGGAUAUCAAGGAGGUGGUGGUGGAGGAUUCCAAGGUGGAAGUGGAUACCAGGGAGGCGGAGGAUAUGGAGGCUACCAAGGUUCAUCCUACUCUGGUAGCGGAUAUCAAGGAGGAGGCUAUCAACAAGACAACAGAUAUCAAGAUGGUGGCCAUCAUGGUGAUCGAGGAGGUGGCCGUGCAGGUGGAAGAGGAGGCAGAGGUGGCCGCGGUGGAAGAGGAGGCCAAGGUGGGGGUUGGGGUGGCCGUGGUGCACAAACCUAUAACCAAGGUGGUCAGUUUGAGCAGCACUUUCAACAUGGAGGUUAUCAGUAUAAUCAGUCUGGUUUUGGACAAGGAAGACAUUACACCAGUUGAAAUCAUGCAAGCUUCACCUAAGUAGAGCUCACGUAAUAGUUGUGACAACCUGAUCAGAAAAGGGUUUUUGUUUUUUUGUGUGUGUGCAAUUCCAUUGCUUUGAUGCACGUGUGAACAUAACAAUAAAAUUGUAAUUUCAUUGUUGCA
Messenger RNA from Nanorana parkeri, 1909 nucleotides. It is a transcript of the gene TSLIG3A, whose product is annotated as family with sequence similarity 98 member A. NCBI's taxonomy places the organism in Eukaryota, Metazoa, Chordata, Amphibia, Anura, Dicroglossidae. The transcript has 8 exons. The coding region runs from base 83 to 1762 and encodes 559 amino acids. The record is from RefSeq and is a predicted model, not a curated record. Gene Ontology annotation, cellular component: tRNA-splicing ligase complex.